AUGUCGCGACGCAGAGACCCCAAAUCCCAUCUCACGGAAUUUAUCCAUAAACUCCGCGAUCAAGGCAACGAAGGCACCACAGAGGCACCUGGGGCGCGGGGGGAGGGCGGCACGAGUGAGGGCCGCGGACGCUACGCUCCCUCGUUUUCGGGGCAGGUCGUGCUGGCAAACGCUCCUACCCGUGGCCGAUCCUUUCCUCCGCGCCCGCGCCCGGAUACCUCUGACGACAGUGCAGCCCGUGCUGACGCAGGUGUGACACUGUUGCCUGCUCGCGGCGCACGCGGGCAACGGCAGGAGGCGCAGCAUCAGCACUUUGAAGAGGUAGUGGAGGGCGUACAGGAAUAUGUGCAAGAGCGCCAACGUCACCCCGUAGGUAACUUCAUCCACGACGCUCACGGAACUAGGAGCUCCGCUGCAGUCCAUCAUUCCACAUCUUCGGGCAUCCGAGCGCGUGGCGGCAGUGAACCCAAUUUGGGACACGCCAGACGACCGGUGGCUGCAGGACAUGGAAGAGGCAGAGGAAACGACCGCGGUGCUAUGGGGCGUCAAAAGCACGAGAGAGCAGAAGAGCGUUAA
Molecule: messenger RNA, 576 nt
Organism: Trypanosoma rangeli
Lineage: Eukaryota; Euglenozoa; Kinetoplastea; Trypanosomatida; Trypanosomatidae
Product: Trypanosoma cruzi - metacyclin III
Exons: 1
Coding region: 1-576 (191 amino acids)
Source: RefSeq, a predicted model, not a curated record